AUGAGCUCCUUUGCUCACCUGGAAUGGAACCUUGAUGGGUUGCUGGAUAAGAUAUGGGAGUAUCUAGAUCUCACUCGCAUAUACACAAAGCCCAAUGGAAUGAACCCAGAUUAUGAAAACCUUGUGAUCCUCUCAUCAAAGAAGCGGACCGGGAGGACUUUUGCAACCAGAUUCUCAAGAAUAUGUCCUAAACAGUUCAAGUAUGCAUUAGUAUGGGGAUCCAGCGCCAAACACAAGCCGCAAAGAGUUGGAAAGGAACACGAGCUGGAGGAUGAAGACGUGGUGCAGAUUAUCAAGAAGGUGUAAAGAAAGACUUGUUGCUACGUUGUUAUUAUGUGUCAUUAUUGAGUAGUGAGGUUCUGUGAAAGAGCCAUGGAAAAACUUUUCGAUAACUGUAGAAGCAUAGGCAGUUGAUUGGAAGACCAAUCAAGAUGAGCAGAAAGACUGUUGCUCUACUUGGUUAAUAGGUGCGGACUUGAAAUGAAGCUGUAGAGCCUCCUGGUAUAGCUGUGUUUGUUUAAGUGUAUCCAUAUCAUGUUGCGAUGAAUCGGACAUUUGGUUCACUGGCUGAUUUUGGCGGGAGUUGUUCAAGAUCAUGGGCUCUGGCUUGAACUUUUCGACGACAUUUCAUUCG
Molecule: messenger RNA, 634 nt
Organism: Linum tenue
Lineage: Eukaryota; Viridiplantae; Streptophyta; Magnoliopsida; Malpighiales; Linaceae
Source: the annotation of a GenBank genome assembly